Messenger RNA from Physella acuta, 1927 nucleotides. RefSeq lists its product as uncharacterized. The record is from RefSeq and is a predicted model, not a curated record. NCBI's taxonomy places the organism in Eukaryota, Metazoa, Mollusca, Gastropoda, Physidae.
AUGGCAGUAAAAGCCAAAUUCGUUAAAACAUGCCAAUAUACAGGCCGAUAUGUAAAUGUGGAAUUAUUUGGCGGUAUAAUCGCAGAAUACAAAACGGCAUUGAUCAAUAUUCAAACCCCAUAUCUAACUGGUCGUGUAAUUGCUGUGGUCACUGACAAUGGAUCAUAUGAUCUGAUCAUCGGAAACAUAGUGAACAACGAAACUAUUUCCCGAGUGGAAAUCGACGAUUGGGUACAAAGGGAAAUAAUUCAGGUGGUCGAAACAAGAGAACAAGCAAGAAAAGCAAGAGAAAGCAACAAAAGUCAUGAACCACCCGUCGACCUAAGUAGUCAUCAAGCAGAAGGCCAACAGAACAAUGCCAUGGAUAAUACUGAGGCCAAAAACAUUUGGGAACCAGAAAAAUUUCAGCUAGCACAACAAGAAGACCCGUCACUAGAAAAGAUAUUUAGACUCGCCCGUAAACACUCAAUUACUACAUCGAGGUCAUCAGAACACUCUUUCUUUAUUAAGAAUAACACGCUUCAAAGAAAAUAUAAAAGCAAAGGACAAGAAAUAAACCAAUUAGUAAUCCCACAGAAAUACAGAGCACAAAUUCUACACCAUGCACACGACCUUACACUUGCAGGACACAUGGGAAGAAAGAAAACAAAACAAAGAAUUGAAACUACCUUCUACUGGCCGGGCAUGGACAAAGACAUCUCACAUUGUGAGGAAAAUGAAAACUGGAACAGCAACAGCUCAGAUGGUGUGACACUGGCACAGUCUGAAAAUGUGUAUAGUGGUGAUACAUUCAUAUCUGAAUCACUGAGUAAAAAAACAUUAGCUGAUGCAACAGAAAACACAACAGCAGAUGUUGUUAGCACCAUUCAAACUGAGACCAGCUAUAAUUCCAACACGUUCAUCUUGUUGGAAUCAGAAGAUGAAACAAAAACAGAGAGUGACUACUCAUACACUGAAAGCUAUGCUUCCUCCAGCGUUUUUUCUCCAAGUUUAAGCUCAGAAAGUUCAACAUCAAGAGAAUGGAGAGAUAUAACAGAAAUAGUGAAAGACAUUGAAGAACUGGGUGAGAGUGAGCAAGUCAAAAGGCCAGACUUACAUCAUAGUGAGGAAACUGACUGUGAGACAGAAAACUCGGAGACCCUCGAGCUAGCCAGACAGAAUUUUCUCAACAACAUAAUCCGUCGUCUAAAGCUGAGAGAUUUACAAAGUCCACGCAGUCUGGCAUUAGAUGCUCAGUCUGACUUGGAGGACCAAUCGUUUAGAGCACCUUUAUCUGGAACUCCAAAUUUUGCGGAAUCAAAGUUUUGUGAACAAAUGAUUCAAAGAUGUAAGACACCGAAGCUCAAGGUGGCUGAAACUCCAAAACCUGUAGAUAAUCUGUAUGCAAAAGCGUUAGAGAAUACCAAAGGUCAGGUGUUGGAGCACUAUGGCCUAAACUCUGCCAUUGUAGAAAGACUUAGGCUUGAGAACCUGAUGCUUACAAUGAACAAGAAAAUAAAAGACCUUGAUGGUGAAAAUAAGCAGUCAAAAUCAUACAUAAAACAUAACCAGUCUGUAUAUGAAGAAAUGGAACAACAAAAAUUUAUAUCGCUAAUGACAGCUCAUGUCCAGGCUCAAAGAAUAGAAGAUCAAAUCCAAGACCACUUGAUUAAAACGCAUCCUAUCAGAUGGUUUGGUGACUUAAUCAAGGAUUUGCCCAAUAUUGAUAGCAGCUCUAGCCAAAUAUUAUUACACUACCAGAAACAAGUAGAAAAACGUCUACAAAUAAUGGCACAGCAAGUCAACGAGACUUAAGUAUAAUAUUAUUAAUUUUAGUAUUGCAAACAUGAACAGUAUUAGGUCCCUUGUGAUAUAAGCCAUCGGAGUACGUGUCAUCUGUUAUAUAUGUAAUUUUAUGUUAAACUAUUAAAUAUUUAUUUUUAAAAUA